GUCGACGGCGCCGACGUCGACGGCGCCUACUGCGUGGACCGCGACGCGCUGCGGGCGCCCAUGCUGCUGCGCGGCGGCGCGGCGGCGUGCGGCAUGCGGCUGCCCGGCGGCGAAAACUUCGGCGUCGACGACGUCGCGCUGCUCGUCGGGCCGGAGGCGACGGUGCCCGUCAUCGACGUCGCGGAGCAGGAGCAGCAGGGCCGCGACUGGACGCUGGGCGAGUGGGCGUCGUACUUCGCGCGGAAGGAGGCCGGCGCGCACAAGGUGCUGAACGUGCUGUCGCUCGAGAUCGGCGGCACGCGGCUCGGCGACGCCGUCGCCGCGCCGCGCUUCGUCCGCGACCUCGACUGGAUCGACUGCACGCCGGCGGACGAGCGGCCCAAGGUCCAAAAGUACUGCCUCAUGUCCGCCGGCGGGUCCUUCACGGACUGGCACGUCGACAUGGGCGGGUCGUCCGUCUGGUACCACGUCGUCUCCGGCGAGAAGCGGUUCUGGUGUGCCGCGCCGACGGAGGAGAACUUGACCGCGUACGCGCGGUGGAUCUCGUCGCGGGACCAGAGCGCGACGUGGUUCGGCGACUGCGUCGGCGCGGACCAGGUGGCCUACUUCGCCCUGGGGCCGGGCAUGACGCUGAGCCUCCCGUCGGGCUGGCUCCACGCGGUCUACACGCCCGAGGAUUCUUUAGUGUUCGGGGGCAACUACCUCCACACGCUCGCGGCGCGGACCCAGUUCGCGAUCUUCGACGUGGAGAAGGCCUGCCGC
Molecule: messenger RNA, 762 nt
Organism: Aureococcus anophagefferens
Lineage: Eukaryota; Pelagophyceae; Pelagomonadales; Pelagomonadaceae
Exons: 1
Biological process (GO): protein demethylation; regulation of transcription by RNA polymerase II
Molecular function (GO): transcription coregulator activity; histone demethylase activity
Source: RefSeq, a predicted model, not a curated record